GGACCACAAGACUUGCUAGUGCAAGACGGGGACAGAAUAGCCCAAUUGGUUAUCAUCCCCAUUUACCAGGGACAGGUACACAAAGGAACAGCCCCCAUCUUACAAACAGUAAGAGGAGAUAAGGGAUGUGUCUCUACUAACCUAAAUCCAGGGGCCAAAGUCUGGGUGAGGACAGAGAAAGGUCCCCCAGAACCAGCAGACAUUAUUGCAACAG
Messenger RNA from Pelobates cultripes (western spadefoot toad), 214 nucleotides. Lineage: Eukaryota; Metazoa; Chordata; Amphibia; Anura; Pelobatidae. The record is from the annotation of a GenBank genome assembly.